AUGGCAAUCACCAUGCUUAUACCAAAAGCACUGGAAGAAUAUAAGAAAAACCUGGAACGUGUAGAUAUCAUUCAUACCUUACUUCAUAGAACUAGGAAAUUAAGUCAGAAAUAUCAGUUGUCUGAAGUAGAAGAUUCAAUCGUUGAUUUUGAAAGAAGCCGUCGAGAGUACGAAACAAGUUUGCUCGAAACAUAUAAACGCGUCAGUUCAUUUAUUAGAAAUUUCUUACUUGACAAAAUUGUGGUAUUUACUCUUACCAAAAUGACAAGUACUAUUCUCAACCCAGCAGUUAAUGCCAUUGCGCGGGAAAAAUUGCAAGAUAUUGUCAAGUUUUUGAGUGGAAGAAUUACAACUAAUGAUUUAUCCGAACAAAUAUGGAAAAAAUAUAUACCAAAAGUUAAGCGUUUUCCGAUGGGAGAAAACGAAUUUGAAAUGGUAUUACCGAUGGAUUUCACAUCUCUAACAGAUUUAUUCAAUGCUCUACAUCCCCAUAAUUUGCUUGCUUUGCACUCAUCAGCAAUGGAGUUCUUUGGCUUAGGCGCACAUCACGAUCUUCCAGAAUCUUUGAUGAAUACAAUUUAUACAUAUGAAUCAACGAAAUUUGUUUUGGAUAAAAUGUUGCCACCAUUUGAAAGUAUUGCUUACGUGAUCGGCGAUAAUCAUUUCAUUACAUUCGAUGGAAGAGUAUUUACAUUUAAAGCACGAUGCGAAUACCUUCUUGCAUCAGAUUUUCGUACACAAAGUUUUGCGCUACUUGCGUUAUUUUCUUCUUAUGGACGUGUUGAAGCUAUUAAAGCCGAAUUGCGUCAAAACGAAAUAAUUUUAUAUAGAAAUGGCAAUGUACAAUUUAAUCGUGCUACAGUACAAAUUCCGUGGCAAAUUAUCGAUAACAUGGAUGGAGCAAGUUUAAUUUCUGUUCACAGAGAAGAACAUUGGAUUAUUUUGUCAACCUACGAUGGUGUACAGAUAAAAUGCAGCCUUGCGUAUGAUAUAUGCAAAAUCGUUUUACCAGGUCACUUUCAUGGAAGAAGCAGAGGUCUUCUCGGAAUAAAUGAUAACGAACCAUCAAAUGAUCAUAACCUAGCUAAUGGCACUUUUAAUGACGAGCUAAAUGUGCUGGCGAAAGACUGGGCAAUAACAGGCAUGUGUCAAGAAAACGAAGCCCAGAUUUUGACUUUUCGAGAAGACCACACCUGCCAAAAAUAUUUCCAUAGGUCUAGCAGUCCACUGCAGUACUGCUUUAAUCAGGUCAAACCUAAGCCAUUUGAAGAAAUAUGUUCCAAAGGUAGUAAACAACAGCACUGCACGGUUGCUUCAGCAUACCUUGAAAUAUGUUCCAAUUUCAAGAUCUUUACAGCAUUACCUGAAGAAUGUGGCAAAUGUUCAAAUGAUAUGUUCAUAGACGAUACAAAGUUGAUCGAGCAAACCUCACCAACAGUGCAUGACAUAGUUUUUAUCAUUGAAGAGAGAAUGUGCAUGGAAAAUCACAAAAAUAAAUUAGCUCAAAUAGUACAGCAAAUUGAAUCCGCAGAUCAACGAUGGGCACGAUUCGGUUGGGUCGGCUUCGGGGGUGAGGGUAUUCAUAAUAAACCACACAUACAUUAUGAUCACAAUGAAGCCUUGCUAAAUUUUUCAUCUUUCGUACGACAAACACGACAAUCUUUUGAAAUUGUAUCAGCAAUUGAGCCAAAUCACGGCAAUCCCGCAGAUGCGAUAAAAUUUGCAAUUAGAAAAUUUCCAUUUCGGCAUGUUUUGUAUCUAGGACUUGAAAUCAUUUAA
Messenger RNA from Thelazia callipaeda (thelaziosis nematode), 1779 nucleotides. The record is from the annotation of a GenBank genome assembly. Lineage: Eukaryota; Metazoa; Nematoda; Chromadorea; Rhabditida; Thelaziidae.